Messenger RNA from Glarea lozoyensis ATCC 20868, 1587 nucleotides. RefSeq lists its product as uncharacterized. The coding region runs from base 1 to 1587 and encodes 528 amino acids. Lineage: Eukaryota; Fungi; Ascomycota; Leotiomycetes; Helotiales; Helotiaceae. The transcript has a single exon. The record is from RefSeq and is a predicted model, not a curated record.
AUGUCUCAUCCAGUGUUACUUACAGACCUUCCUGACGAGGUCUUGCUGCGGAUCUCCACAUGUGUCGCCGACCUAUUAGACUUCGAAUGCCCUUCGGAAAAGCCUCGAUGGAAUACUCAGACUUUUGGGCCGCUGAAACUCCCGGUUCGAUCUCUGAUAGAACUUCGCCGAAUAAGUCAUCGAUUCAAUCGUCUUGCUGAGCCGUUACUGUUUCGGACACUGAAGAUCACUGGGUGGGAGGAAGACGGCUCCGUAUCCGUUGUGACGUUACUACAUGUCAUGCUAAGUGGCGAAGAGGACUUAGGUCGUAAAGUCAAGUGUCUUUGGCUCGGGCCAUGGAAGCCUUCGAACACUUACGGGGGAGAGAGUUCUCUUUCACUUUUGCUCAGAGGAUUGGACAUUCAUAAUAGACCAUAUGGGCUGAGGUCUGUUGCACCAUUAUUGCCUUAUAUCGAGCGGUAUUUGCGAAGAAACGUUGUGUUCCUUGAUCCGGCACUAGACAAGCAGUUGUUUCAACAAAUCAAGAACGUCGAAGAAGAUGCGCUUCUUGCACUCUUGUUGUCGAUGCUUCCCAACCUCACGACUUUGGACCUAGUCCCUUGGUUACCUAGUUUUUUGGGUCAAGUCUAUCAACUUCUGGUUCAAUGGACUAUGUUCUAUAAUGGUCGUGUCCCGCGGACUCUUCCAUCUUCAGGCUCUGGACCAUUUUCCAAAUUGACAAGAGUUACUUUCCAUGAAUACUGCUGGGGCGAGGAUUAUUCAGAGCACUCCGGGAGUGAAGGCUGGAGCGAUCAUGAAGACGAGGUUACACACGAGUACUUGACUAUUCAUAAACUAGUUCCUUUCUUCCAACUUCCGUCUAUGAGAGUUUUGGAAUGUAGGAAAAUUACUUCUCGGGGUACGGGCUACGAUUUACUGGAUCUCCCUGUCGGGUGUUCGGGCAUAGAGGAGUUGAGUUUCAAUAACUCGUCGUUGGAUGAUAGAAGUCUACAGGCUAUGAUAGCUGCUUGCAAGGGAAUGACAUCUUUUCAUUUCCAGGCUGCUGGUGAUCAGUUUGGGUACCAGCCGCUCACUUCUCCGGGGCUGGGUCAAGCGUUGGAAACCCAGUCGAAUACCCUCACGAAGCUGAGCAUUCGUACAGGUAAUGUGUUCUUCACAAACAACGGCAGGGACCUGAGAGACAUUAAUGUGGGCACCAUCGGAUCGUCCCUUGUCUCCCUCACAAAAUUGAGGGAUCUCGAAGUACCGGGGACUCUGUUAUGGGGCUAUCAUCCCGAAGCCGUUUCCGCAUGCGAAAUUCAGAAAAAUAGUCCUUUGUUCAUCGACCUCUCUCCUUUCGCCAACCUGACAGAAAUCCUACCGCGAAGCUUGGAGAGGCUCUGUGUAGACGAAUGGUAUAAGAACAUCGACAAGAGCAUGGAAGAUUUCGCAAGGUGUUGUGGAGAUACUAGGUUAUUUGGGAAUAUGAAUAGUUUGGAAGUUGGAUUGAGCAAUACGAAAGUGCUCGAGGAGAUUUGUGAGGAGACUGGAGUUCAGCUUGUUGAACGUCCUGGGCUUGGGACUUUUAGUCCGAAUCGGCCGAGGUAG